AUGACUACUAACGCCGACUACACCUUCACGCCUCAUCCCUCCCCCGAGGAGAUCCAGGAUCAGUGGAGCGUGCGGCUGCUUCACCUCAACGACGAGGGCGAUAACCACGCCAUAACCACCCGCCUGAGAUCUAUCUGGAGAGAUAACUGGUGGAAGUACCCCGACGACAUCAAGUUUUCCUUCGUCAGCGCCACCUUCAAAACUGCCAUCACCAAGAGCAACGCCAAAAGCCCCAGCGCCCACCUCCUCUACAAGGCAUCCGUUAAUUGUAGCAAGCGGGACUUUGAUUGGGGUCUGUGGCUCGUCCUACGAGUCAUCUACUACGACGUUCACCAGGACUUAACGGACUCGAAGGCCCGGCUGAAGCGCCUCAACUUUCGAGGAGGCGAUGCAUGCAAGUUGAUCAGACAACGAUACCCAGAUGUGGAUGUUCUCCGCGAAAACGUUCCUCCUACAUUCCCUCCACGACCUCCUAGCUGGACAAGCUUGGGUGACCGUGGCCCAGGUAGUUCUCUUCGACCUGAAACGGGCUCGACGGACAACCGCUCUACCGGCAAUCAGGCAUCAACUGGCGAGAGCGAUGAGAUUACAGACUCUGGAACCGAUUCCGAUGAUGAGACGAGUGUUGAUGAGAGCGAUGACUCACCCCCUCCGGACUAUGCCUCGAGAAAGGUAAAGAAAGAGGCAAAGGCGCACACUCUCACGCCUGACCGAGACGGUGGCUCGCCUUCCCGUGAGAAUCUCGUCUUGCCCCCCUCAAACCUUGAUGCUGCCGCCGGCAUCGCUCCUGAUGACAGCACUCAGCACGUCAACUCAAGCACUAGCGAUUCCAGUCCGACUUCGAAUGAUGACACGAACAAGGUGGCUUCAGAGCAGGGCCCAGUCGGCGAGAGUGACCAUCACCGCGAGAAGGCAACCGACGCAUCUAUCGAAAGCAACGGGCGCUCAGAUGAGUCAAUUGGCGCUCCCAAGAGCCUUCCAAAACGGAGCAAGUCCGACGAGGAGGAGGAAGACUCUUCAUGCGGUGAACACACUCAGAAGCGACGGUGUACCUCGAGUGAUCAAAGCCACCCAACCGAGUCUGAAGCGAUGCCAAACAGUGACCUUCAAAAGGCCACAUUCGGCGAGGACCUAGAUCGCAUCCACGAGCUAUGGAAGAAGACUUUCAACGAGAAGGUGGCCGAGAUUGUCAGCCAACAAGUCGCCCAGCGAACCGAGGGCCUACAGCCACGGAUCAAAGAUGAGAUGACCCAAUUUCUCUCCGAGGAGAUUUUCGGAAGCACCGAAAACUCUGGGCUCAGCAAUAUUGCCCAGCGAGUCAUCGACACCCUGGCUGAACAGAUGGCCUCCAAGAUGGCCCAACAGGUCAUCCAGCAGAUUACCCAGCAGCUCACCAGGGAGUUGGCCUCUGAGCUGCAGCCAGAGGCCGACCAGCAACUGGCCAAUUGCUUGACUCAAAUCAUGAUGGACAAGCUGUUUGGCUCAACUGGCAUCCCUGGGCUUUAG
Messenger RNA from Fusarium falciforme, 1506 nucleotides. RefSeq lists its product as hypothetical. The transcript has a single exon. Bases 1 to 1506 code for a protein of 501 amino acids. The record is from RefSeq and is a predicted model, not a curated record. NCBI's taxonomy places the organism in Eukaryota, Fungi, Ascomycota, Sordariomycetes, Hypocreales, Nectriaceae.